GACCUUCAGACUCUCUGGCCUCGUGUCGUUCUGAAGUGCCCUUGAGCCAGACGCUGAACUCGUGCCAGAGAGAAACCCGAGAGCCAUUCCAGCAUGGAGGGGAGGCGGGGUCUUGUCCUCAGCCUCAUCAUGGCAGCGUGUUUCUACGGCAACGCCGCUCAGAAGACAGUCUGCACUCAAGAGGCUGUGGCCGACAUCGUCUUCAUGGUGGACGGGUCGUGGAGCAUCGGCACCGAGAACUUCAAACAGAUCCGUCAGUUUCUGUACACGCUGGUCAACAGCUUCGACGUCAGGCCUGAGCAAGUCCGCAUCGGGCUGGUCCAGUACAGCACCACUGCACGCACAGAGUUCCUACUCAACACCUAUCAGAGCAAGAAGGACAUCCUCCAGCACAUCAGCAGCUUACCUUACAUGGGCGGUGGCACCCAGACGGGGCUCGGCUUGGACUUCAUGCUGAACGAGCACUUUGUGGAGGCAGCUGGAAGCCGAGGGGGCCGGAAUGUUCCGCAGAUCGCUGUGGUGAUCACCGAUGGCAAAUCACAAGACAAUGUGGAGUCCCACGCUCAGGAUCUGAAGAGAAAGGGAAUUGUUUUGUAUGCAAUUGGUAUCAAAGAUGCAGAUGAAGACCAGCUGAAAGAGAUAGCCAAUGAGCCGCACAGCCAGCACGUCUACAGCGUGUCUGACUUCGCAGCGCUGCAGGGAAUUUCUCAGAGCAUCGUCCAGACGCUUUGCACAACUGUAGAAGAAGUCAAACGACAACUCCUGCAAUUGUCUCAAGAAUGUGCCAAAGCCACGGUUUCCGACAUCGUGUUCCUGGUUGACGGCUCCUCCAGCAUUGGCAUCAAUAACUUUAAGGAGGUCAAGAAGUUUCUCCGUAGCGUAGUCAACGGCCUGGACAUCGGCCCUGACAAGGUUCGGAUCGGCUUGGCUCAGUACAGCGAUGAAACUACCACAGAGUUCCUGCUGAAGGAUCACAUGGACAAGAACUCCCUGCUGGCUGCAGUAGACUCCUUUCCCUACCGAACAGGAGGCACCGAAACGGGCAAGGCUAUUGAAUAUCUCCUGACGCAGUUUUUCACAGAGGAUGCUGGGAGCCGAGCCAGCCAGCGUGUGCCUCAGAUCGCUGUGGUCAUCACAGAUGGAGACUCCACGGAUGAUGUGAUAGUGCCCGCCCAGCGCCUGAGGCAGCAUGGAGUCAUAGUGUUUGGCAUCGGGGUGGGAGCAGCCAACCACGUAGAGCUAGAGUCCAUCGCCAACCGGCCUCCAGAGCGCUUCCUGUCCUCCAUCAAUAACUACCAGGCUCUGCAGAGUCUGACCGUAGGUCUGCUGCAAACUGUUUGCAUCUCCGUGGAGGAUCAGACGCAAGCCUUGGCAGAAAAUUUUGCAGACAUCUUCUUCCUGGUCGACAGUGGCAUUUCUCAGCCGGACUUCCAGCAGGUCAGGACCCUCCUCACCCGACUGGCCAAUCAGCUAAACAUCAGAGCGUCUGCCUACCGUCUGGGCUUGGCCCAGUACGGUCAAGGUAUGAAGGUGGAAUUUCUUCUAAAUGCUCACCAAAACAAAGAGGAGACUCAAAACGCUGUUAAGCGUUUCCGCCAGCGGAAACUGCAAACCAAUGAGCCGCGUCAACUGGGCAACGCUUUGAAGUACGCCAGCACUCACUUUUUCACCAGUGAGGCAGGGAGCCGGGCGGACCAAGGCUACCGACAGUUCCUGGUUGUAAUAAGUGGAAAAGACUCCGAUGAUCCCGUGUAUAAGGAGUCACGUGUGAUCAAAUCCUCAGGAGUAACUGUGGUGGGGCUGAGCCUCGGUGCAACCAUGCAGGAAAUGCGUGUGGUAGCGACUGCACCGUACAUCUACCAGUCCAUCAGCAGCGUACCGGCACUGAGGGCUAUCUUUGAAACAGAGGUGGCAGAGACCAUUCUCACUGGAGAAUGCAAAGCAGCCAAACUGGCCGACAUCGUGUUCAUCGUUGACGAGUCUGGAAGCAUUGGGAGAGACAACUUCCAGCUGGUGCGCUCUUUCCUCCACUCGAUUGUGAGCAACCUGGAUGUCAGUCCCUCUAGAGUCCGAGUGGGCAUCGUUACGUACAACGAAAAGCCCACAGCACAGGUCUACCUCAACACCUUCAAUGACAAGAAUGAAACCCUCCAGUUCAUCAAGAUCCUGCCUUACCGUGGAGGCGGUACGUACACAGGAGAGGCCCUGAAGUUUGCCCUGAAUGAGGUUUUUAUCCCGCUAAAAGGAAGCAGGAAAGCCAAGGGUGUCCAGCAGGUGGCAGUGGUGAUCACAGAUGGUGAAUCCCAGGACAACGUGAGCACUGCGGCAGCUAAUCUUCGUCGCAAAGGUAUCACCGUUUACGCAGUAGGGGUCAAAAAUGCCAACGAUGCCCAGCUGGUAGAGAUGGCGUCUUAUCCCCCCCAUAAGCACAAGUUUACUGUGGACAGUUUUGCCAAGCUGAAAGCGCUGGAGCAGAGCUUGCAGAAAAUGCUUUGCAGUAACAUCCUUCGGCAAGCAGUCUCAGUCAGUACAAGAAGAACUGGCAUCAAAGAAGGUUGUGUACAAACCGACGAAGCUGACAUCUUCUUCCUGAUUGAUCACUCAGGAAGCAUUUACCCCAAAGACUUCCAAGACAUGAAAAAGUUCAUCAUUGAGUUUCUACAUACCUUUCAUAUUGGGCCACAACAUGUCCGCAUGGGGGUUGCAAAAUACGCAGAUGAUGCAGAUUUAGAAUUUGAUCUGACAACUUACUCAGAUGCCAAGACAUUGGAGAAAGCCGUAGAGGGUAUUAGACAAGUAGGAGGUGGGACAGAAACAGGAAGAGCGCUGGAAUUCAUGGUCUCACACUUUGAGAGAGCCAAGGUCACUCGUGGUCACAAAGUCCCAGAGUACCUGGUGGUCAUCACAGAUGGAAAAUCCUCUGAUGAGGUCAAGGCUCCCGCUGAAAAACUGAGGGCUCAGGGCGUCACCGUCUACGCCAUCGGGGUGAAAAAGGCAGAUGCAGAGGAACUUGAAGAGAUUGCCGGCGACCCUAAGAGGACUUUCUUUGUCAAUAAUUUUGAUGCUUUGAGGCCCAUCAAGGACGACAUCAUCACAGACAUCUGUUCUCAAGACGCUUGUAAAGAUAUACCCAGCGACCUCCUGUUCUUGAUUGAUAGUUCUGGGAGCAUCUAUCCAGAAGACUACGGGAAAAUGAAAGAGUUCAUGAAAUCUGUCAUCAGCAAGUCCGUCAUUGGGCAGAACGAGGUGCACGUCGGUGUCAUGCAGUUCAGCACCAUCCAACAAUUAGCCUUCCGCCUCAACCUCUACUACACCAAGGAAGAAAUGUCCAAAGCCAUCGAUGACAUGCAGCAGAUUGGUGGAGGCACGCUUACAGGUGAAGCCAUCACCGAUGUGUCGCAGUACUUUGAUGCAACCAGAGGAGGGCGUCCUGACUUGAGGCAGAGGCUGAUAGUGAUAACAGACGGCGAGGCCCAGGACCAGGUCAAAGGCCCCUCAGAAGCUCUGAGGGCCAAGGGAGUGUUAGUCUACGCCAUUGGAGUGGUGGACGCCAACACCACCCAGCUGCUGGAGAUCAGCGGUUCUCCAGACAGGACGUAUGCUGAGAGGGACUUUGACGCUCUAAAGGACUUGGAGAGCGAGGUGGCCUUGGAGCUCUGUGAUCCAGUGAGAGAGUGUAAGAAGACAGAACGAGCUGACAUUAUUUUCCUGGUGGAUGGCUCCACAAGCAUAACUCUGAAGAAGUUCAGAAGCAUGACGAAGUUUAUGGCAUCAAUGGUGAACCAAACCACAGUUGGCAAGGACCUGACUCGCUUCGGGGUCAUUCUUUACUCCAACGACCCCAAUUCAGUUUUUACUCUAAAAAAGUAUUACUCCAGACGAGAGGUUCUUAAUGCAAUAGAAGCACUGAAGUCCCCGUAUGGAGACACCUACACUGGCAAGGCUUUGGCAUACUCUUUAGAGUUCUUCAACGAUGCACAUGGUGGUCGAGCGGAUCUGCAGGUGCCACAGAUUCUCAUGGUGAUCACAGAUGGGGAUGCUACCGACCGUAACAGUCUGGUUGCUCCAUCCAUGGCACUGCGAGACAAGGGGGUCAGUGUCUUUAGUAUCGGAGUUGAAGGAGCCAACAGGACACAGCUGGAGAUCAUGGCUGGUCACGACAUAUCAAGAGUUUUCUAUGUGGAUAACUUUGAUGCCCUGGAAACUCUGUACAAGAACAUUACUCAUGUCCUCUGCAAUACCACCAAACCAGUUUGUGAGAAACAGAAGGCUGACCUGGUCUUUCUACUCGAUCAGUCAGGCAGCAUCAACUCAAACGACUAUACCACCAUGAAGCAGUUCACCACAGAACUGGUGAAAAGCUUCAAAGUCAGUGAAAAUUUAAUGCACGUAGGACUUGCCCAGUUCAGCAGCACUUUCCAGAAUGAGUUUUACCUCAACCAGUUCUACAGCGAGCAAGCAGUGAGCAAGCACAUCUUGGACAUGAAGCAGCUCGGUGGAGGCACCAACAUCGGACUGGCCCUGGAUUCCAUCAGGGAUUACUUUGAGGCGUCACGUGGCGGCCGAAGAUCUGCCGGGAUCUCCCAGAAUCUGGUGCUGAUCACAGACGGUGAGUCGCAGGACGACGUCGAGGAGGCAGCUGACCGUCUCAAGGCUCUGGGGAUCGAGGUGUUUGCCAUCGGCAUCGGAAACGUCCACGAUCUGGAGCUCAAGCUGAUCACCGGCACCGCAGAGAGGCUGUUUACUGUGCAGAACUUCGGCAGCUUGGAAAAGAUCAAGCAAAAGGUGGUGGACACAAUCUGCAAAUCUAAACCCAUCAAAGAGCCCAGUGACUGCAGCAUUGACAUCGCCAUGGGAUUCGAUAUUUCUCGGAAAGACAGGGUUCCAGGUGAAAUGCUGAUCAGCGGCCACGACAAGCUCCGGGCCUUCCUGCCAGACAUCGUCCGUUACGUUUCUUCGGUACAAGGUCUGUGCUGCGUCGGUCCAGAACCUGUCAAGACCAACAUGGCCUUUCAAGUGCUAGGUAGAGAGGGACAGCGCUUGUACGACACAAACUUCGAGGCCUACAGCAGUGACACAGUGGAUAAAGUCAUGAGACUGCAGAUAUCAGAACCUACCUACUUCAACACCGCCCUGCUGAAGUCCUUCGAGGAGAAGUUCAGUGUCCAGUCCAAAGCUGGAGUGAAGGUGCUGGUGAUCUUCUCAGACGGACUGGAUGAGAACGUGAUGAAACUGGAGCAGGAAUCAGAGCUGCUGCGACAGUCUGGCGUCCAUGCUCUGCUGACGGUGGCCCUGGAUGGGGCCCGGGACCCGGCCCAGCUGCAGAUGGUGGAGUUUGGACGAGGGUUCGGAUACAAGCUUCCUCUCAGCAUCGGCAUGCAGAGCGUCGGCAGCACCGUCCUCCAACAGAUUGACGCGGUGUCAGACAAGGAGUGCUGCAACGUCAUGUGCAAAUGUUCGGGCCCUGAAGGUGUCCGUGGCUCUCGGGGCCCCCCGGGGUCAAAGGGUUUGUCUGGACAGAAAGGUUUCCCCGGGUUUCCAGGAGACGAAGGCGUCGCUGGGGAACGUGGCCGUCCUGGACCUGCUGGACCUCAGGGGGUCCAGGGUUGUUCUGGUCUCAGAGGAAUGAAGGGCUUCCGUGGUCUCCGUGGUAACAGGGGAGAACAAGGAGAAGACGGACUGGACGGAAUCAACGGAGAACAGGGACGGACGGGAAAGGACGGAGGUCCAGGACCGAGAGGAGACCCAGGAAACCCAGGUAUCCCAGGAAUCAGAGGGGAGGAGGGGCUUAAAGGACAGCGAGGACUCAGAGGAGAUCCGGGGGAACCGGGUGCUGAUAACACCAGACCAGGAGCCAAAGGAGAACCGGGGAACCCAGGUCUACCAGGGACACCUGGACAAGACGGACAGUCAGGUGAGAGUGGAGUGGUGGGAAACCGGGGUCCAGAUGGAAGAAGAGGAGGACUCGGUGAGAAGGGUACACCUGGAGAACCAGGAGCUGUAGGACUCCAGGGCAGCCCCGGUGCUUCAGGUCCUCAGGGUCCCAGAGGGGUCAGAGGUCAACCUGGACCAAGAGGGGUACUUGGACUUCCUGGAGCACAGGGAGGACCAGGACCAGCUGGAGCGCCGGGAUCAACCGGACGACGUGGAGCUAACGGACAGAAGGGCCAACCAGGAGAUCCAGGUGAUAAAGGUGUUCCAGGCUCACAGGGACCCAGAGGAAUGCCGGGUCAGGACGGUAAAGACGGGUACGGACCCUCAGGACCUAAAGGAGCUAAGGGAGAUCCUGGUUUCCCUGGAUACCCCGGUCUGCUGGGUGAGGACGGCCUGCAGGGACCUAAAGGACAUCCAGGACGCAAAGGGAACCCAGGACGAGGCGGAAACUCUGGCAGACCAGGAGAAUCAGGCGUGUCUGGAGAACCAGGAUAUCCAGGACACAAGGGUCCCAGAGGUCAACCAGGGAAAACAGAAAAGACUGAGUGUCAGCUGAUCACCUACAUCAGAGACAACUGUGCGUGCUCCCUCGGUGAGUCAGAGUGCCCGGCCUACCCCACCGAGCUGGUGUUGGGUCUGGACAUGUCGGAGGACGUGACCCCGGCAGCCUUUGAGAGGCAGCGCUCCGUCCUCCUGUCCCUGCUGGAGGACAUCGCCGUCUCCGAGAGCAACUGUCCGACGGGCGCUCGCGUGGCCGUGGUGGGUUACAGCGCCUACACCAAGUACCUGAUCCGCUUCCAGGACUACCACCGCAAGACUCAGCUGAUCGAGUCCGUGAAGAACAUCGCCCUGGAGAGGACGUCCAACCGGCGGCAGCUGGGGGCCGCCAUGCGCUUCGUGGGUCAGAACGUCUUCAAGCGGGUCCGAGCAGGAAUGCUGAUGAGGAAGGUGGCGGUCUUCCUCUCCAACGGACCCUCGCCAGAUGUUAGCGACAUCGCCACCGCAGUGAUGGAGUACCGGGCCCUCGGCAUCGUCCCGGCAGUCAUCUCUCUGAGGAACGCUCCUGCUGUUGGUCGAGCCAUGGAGGUCGACGACUCAGGAAGCUCCAUCUUCACCGUUCUGGGGAGAGACAUGGCUGCCGACCUGAAGAAGGUCAAGAGCUGUGCCGUCUGUUACGACCCCUGCCAGCGUUCGGAGCGGUGCUCCUUCAUCCAGGAACCGGUGAAGCCCCAGGAAGUAGACAUGGACCUGGUCAUGGUAGCGGACAGCUCCAGGGAGAUUCAGGCUGACGAGUUCGCCGGCAUCCAGCAGCUGCUGGGCUCUGUGGUGGAACAGCUGGCCGUGAGCCCGCAGCCCGGCAGGCCCGGAAACCAGGCCCGGGUGGCCUUGGUCCACCAGAGCAGCGCCCAGGCUACCAAGGUAGAUUUUGACCUCGGGUCCUACCAGACUAGCUCCAUGAUGAAGAACCACCUGAUCCAGAACUUCAAACAGCAGGGCGGCUCUUUGUCGCUGGGACGGACGCUGGAGUUCACCCUGCAGGAGGUGCUCCUGAAGGCAGUCCAGCCCCGGAGGAGGAGGGUGCUGCUGACCGUGGUCGGCACCCAGACGGCUCACGAGGACCGAGCCAAGCUGCGCUACAUCUCCCAGAAGGCCAAGUGUGAAGGGGUGGCGGUGUUCGUGGUGACGGUCGGAGAUCGUUACGACCGGACGCAGGUUGAGGAGCUGGCCAGUCCGCCUUUGCAGCAGCACCUGAUCCACAUGGGCCGUCUGAGGGCUGACGAGCAGGGCUACGCCCAGCGCUUCUUCAGGGUCUUCCUCUCCGCCCUCAACAAGGGAAUGAACACGUAUCCUCCUCCUUCUUUAAAACGGACAUGUGACCAGCUGACGGCUCAAAAUGAAGGACAGAUAUUCACAAACAGUCAGGGGACGGUCGUGAUGAAAGAUGAGGAGUUCAGGGAGCAAGAGGAGGACAGGUUUCAAGAGCAGGCGGGAGGACGGACUCAGAGCGGACAGCUGGAUGUCAUCGACAGCCUGACCCGAGGACACGGACAGAGAUUUGUCUCCCUGUCCAACGCCCAGUGUCAGCUGGAUGCUGAUACUGGUAUCCAGUGUGAGGACUAUGUCCAAGUGUGGUUCUUUGACAAACACAUCGGUGCAUGCUCUCCCAUCUGGUUUGGCGGUUGCGGCGGAAACGCCAACCGCUUUAACUCGGAACAUGAAUGUUUCCGGACAUGUGGCGCUCAUAAUCCAAACAUCCUGCCGACUCCGGAGCUGGCCGGCUUCGUCUCCAAAGACAGCUGUCUCCUCAGCCAGGACCAGGGCGGCUGCCAGAACUACACCAUGAUGUGGUUCUUUGACAGCCAGCAGAGGGAAUGUUCUCGCUUCUGGUACGGCGGCUGCGGUGGCAACGAGAACCGCUUCAAGACGCAGGACGAGUGUGAGAACCUCUGCGUGACGAAGAGUCGAUGAGGAGGAUCAGCACUGAAACACACUGAAGCCCCGUCUCCGUGAUCUAAAGCCUUCACAGCUCACUAGAUUCUGUUUGAGUUCACUCUCAUAACUUUAACAGCUUUUCACUCGUUCGUCUCUUUGGGUUUUUCUCUUGAACGUUGUGUUUGGUUCCAUCAGAACUCGUUCUUUAGACCCUCAACAUUUAGCAAAAGAACCCUGUAGAACUUCUGGACGUUGGGUCAACAUGACGGACGCUGUGGCUCACUUUUUCUUUUGCUUCACUUCAGUUGUUUUAUGAAGCCGCUGGAAACUCAUGUUCACACGUUUAUGAGUGAAUAUAUAUCGAAAAGAAUGUUGACCCACUGAAGUGUGUUCAUGUGAAAUAUUUAACUUCACCACGUUUGAUCUGAGUCUCUGUAGGAGAACGUUACUCUGCAGGUAAAGAUGCUCCCUUCAUUUUUAUUCUACAACCUUAUUAUCAUGUAAUCUUAGGAUUUUAAUUUUCUCCAAUUCUUAAAGUUUUUAUGAUAAACCCUUAUUUUACCAUUUAUUGCACCGUUUUAUUAUAAAUAAGUGUUUGUAGUUCAGCUUUCAGAGUUUAUAACACUAAUAUGAACCUGUAGUGGCUUCAGAACAGUCUGUCUGUCUGUCUGUCUGUCUGUCUGUCUGGACCUGGAGUUCACUGACUGUGGUUUAUCAAACCAACCAAUGGUGCUUCAUGUAAAAAACAACAAUAAAGACUUAAAACGUU
Messenger RNA from Anoplopoma fimbria (sablefish), 9136 nucleotides. It is a transcript of the gene col6a4a, whose product is annotated as collagen, type VI, alpha 4a. Gene Ontology annotation, molecular function: serine-type endopeptidase inhibitor activity. The record is from RefSeq and is a predicted model, not a curated record. Bases 94 to 8403 code for a protein of 2769 amino acids. Lineage: Eukaryota; Metazoa; Chordata; Actinopteri; Perciformes; Anoplopomatidae. The transcript has 42 exons.